UUAUAUUGAAGCGCCUACAGACCUGUGUGCCUGUAGUUUGCUGUCUUCAGCCUUCCUGUCUGAAGAGAAUGGACGCCCAAGGGCUGAGAGAGGACCUCCGUCUGUUUCAGAGCACUCUGUUGCAGGAUGGACUCAAAGAGCUGCUGAAUGAGAAUAAGCUGAUUGACUGUGUCCUAAAGGUUGGGGACAGAAGCAUCCCCAGCCACCAGCUCAUCUUGGCAGCAUGUAGCCCGUAUUUCCGGGAGCUUUUCUUCUCUGUGGAUGGCAAGGAAGAGGACAGGAAGGAGGUUGUUUUGGAGAACCUUGAUCCUAACGUUAUGGAGGUGAUUGUGAAUUACCUGUAUUCGGCUGAGAUCGACAUCAAUGACAACAAUGUCCAGGACAUCUUUGUUGUAGCAAAUCGCUUCCAGAUCCCCUCAGUGUUCACGGUUUGCGUGAACUAUCUACAGAAGAGUCUCACCAAGAAGAGCUGCCUUGCCAUCUACAGGCUGGGACUGAUGCUCAACUGUGCCAGGCUGGCCAUGGCAGCAAGAGAUUACAUCGCCGAUCGCUUCGAGACCAUAGCCAAAGAUGAGGAUUUCUUAGAUCUCGCCCCACCUGAGAUCUUUGCCAUCAUUGGCACUGAUGCGUUGAAUGUUGAAAAAGAAGAAGCCGUGUUUGAGGCUCUCAUGAGGUGGAUCAGAAAGGACAAAGAAAAGCGAGCAAAAUCCUUGGACGAGGCUUUCGAGUACAUUCGCUUCCGUCUACUUCCAGAGAAGUACUUCAAGGAAAAAGUGGAGAAGGAUGAGCUGAUCAAGGCUGACCCAGAGCUCCUCAAAAAGAUCAAAGUUAUAAAGGAAGCAUUUGCAGGGAAGCUGCCCGAGAAGAGAAAGGGUUCGGGUGAUGAUGAGGGAGACGAGGGGACGCUGCCAGGUUACCUGAACAACAGUCGCAGGUAUGGCAUGCACGCUAAAGACGUGAUCGUCAUGAUUAACGACACUGCUGCAGUGGCCUACGACGGCCAGGAGAAUGAGUGCUUUCUUGCUGCAAUGUCUGAGCGAAUUCCCCGAAACCAUGUCAGCCUCGCGACAAAGAAGAACAACCUGUACGUGUUAGGAGGACUGUUUGCAGACGAGGAGGAUAAAGAGAACCCACUGCAGUGUUACUUCUACCAGCUGGACAGCCUUGCUGCUGAAUGGCUAGCCCUGCCACCAAUGCCGUCCCCCAGGUGUCUCUUCGCAAUGGGGGAAUUCGAAAACCUAAUAUUUGCUGUGGCGGGAAAAGACUUGCAGUCCAACGAGUCCCACGACACCGUGAUGUGCUAUGAUACUGAAAAAAUGAAGUGGACAGAGACAAAGAAGCUGCCUGUGAAAAUCCACGGCCACUGCGUGGUCUCCGAGAAUGGCCUGGUGUACUGCCUGGGAGGAAAAACAGAUGAAAAUAAAGCAACCAAUAAGAUGUUUGCAUACAACCACAAGAGGUCAGAGUGGAAGGAGGUUGCUUCCAUGAAGACUCCUAGAUCCAUGUUCGGGGCAGUUAUCCACAAGGGGAAGCUCAUCGUUGCUGGGGGAGUCAAUGAAGACGGACUGACGUCAGCGUGCGAAGCCUACGACUUUGGGACCAACAAGUGGUCGCCUUUCACGGAGUUUCCCCAGGAGAGGAGUUCGAUCAACAUGGUGAGCUGUGGAGGGCUGCUGUACGCCGUGGGAGGCUUUGCCAUGGUGGAGAACGAGAACAAGGAGUGUGCACCGACUGAAGUCAUUGACAUUUGGCAGUACGAAGAGGACUCCAAACAGUGGAACGGCAUGAUCAGAGAGAUGCGUUACGCAGCUGGGGCCUCGUGUGUCUCCAUGCGCCUGAAUGCAGCCAGAAUGCCCAAACUGUAACACGGGACCGUUGUGCUAUUAUUGUGUGUCGUGAUCAUUUUAUUUACAAACUCCUAGCAGAAGAUGGGUUUCGUAGUUUUAAUAAUCAGAUAAUUUUACUAUCCAUGCUGAAUUUUAGUUUGAUUAAAAUGUUGAAAUAUUUUCUCAUGUUAUGCAGUUAGGGAACUUGUUCUUAUUGUUGUGAAAGCUUUUAUCAAUCUUAUAUAUAUAUAU
Molecule: messenger RNA, 2078 nt
Organism: Poecilia latipinna (sailfin molly)
Lineage: Eukaryota; Metazoa; Chordata; Actinopteri; Cyprinodontiformes; Poeciliidae
Gene: klhl41a
Product: kelch-like family member 41a
Exons: 6
Coding region: 69-1865 (598 amino acids)
Molecular function (GO): protein binding
Source: RefSeq, a predicted model, not a curated record